Messenger RNA from Vidua macroura (Pin-tailed whydah), 1883 nucleotides. RefSeq names its product ATPase H+ transporting V1 subunit C2 (gene ATP6V1C2). Gene Ontology annotation, cellular component: lysosomal membrane; vacuolar proton-transporting V-type ATPase, V1 domain. The coding region runs from base 840 to 1769 and encodes 309 amino acids. Gene Ontology annotation, molecular function: proton-transporting ATPase activity, rotational mechanism. The record is from RefSeq and is a predicted model, not a curated record. Gene Ontology annotation, biological process: proton transmembrane transport. The transcript has 11 exons. NCBI's taxonomy places the organism in Eukaryota, Metazoa, Chordata, Aves, Passeriformes, Viduidae.
GCCCCUCACAGCCGUGCUGGCAGCGCUCGGGCACGGCGGGGCCCGGCGCGGGUGCCGAGGGGCGAGUGCCGCACCUGCCCUGUCCCGCGCACCUGAGAGCGAGAGCGUGUGGCGGGGAUGCUCCGCGGGAGCUCUCGGGAAGGAACGGAGGAUUGCGGUGUGUUGCCAGCUGCUCGCUCUCCUACCCUCAUCUCUUUGCUUCGCACCACAGUAGUUGUCUCUCUAUUCUUGCCACUGUUCCAGCUGUGUGGCUCUGCCGAUACCGUCCCUGUACACCAGGGCUUGCCUUCCUCCAGCUCCUUCCUAUCGAGCCUGGGAAGAAAAAACACGGAGGAGAGCAAUAUUCUGUCUUGCCAGUGGCAUCUUUUUCAGCCUCUAUGUUCUGCAGAGGUCUUGCUUUUAUUUUUCCUUGCAAAUGUCCAACAAUUUGAGAGAGAAUAUUUAUCAAGCAGAAAUUCUUUAUUACUUUUGGGUGGUUUGGUGAAGCCCCCAAGCUCCCCAAUAGGCACUGAACUUAAAGUGCAAGGCAAAUGGAACAGGCUGGGAGGGAAAAGGGGAGGAGGAAGCUUCAUUUCUUCAUGCAGAAACUGGAUGGAACAAUCCUGAGAAGGAAGGAACAGCCACACUCUUUCCGUGACAUUCUGGAGAAGGUCAUGUUCCAUUUCAGCCUGAGACACACAACUGACUCACUCUCCUGGUGUUUCUGAAGAAAAGAAAUCAGUGAUCUGUUCUAACUCUUUCUGUUCUUAGGGAAGAACACAUUUUGUGUGGUGCUCUUUUAGCUACUUACCUGCUUUGAGUUUCUACAGUGACCAGCAGUGAAGGGAAAAUAUUAGAUCAUGUCAGAGUUCUGGCUAAUUUCUGCCCCAGGAGACAAAACAAAUCUACAGGCGUGGGAGAGAAUGAACACUGUGACAUCUAAAUCCAACCUGUCCAGAAACAGUAAAUUCCAUAUUCCAGACUUAAAGGUGGGGACACUGGAUGCUCUUGUUGGUCUGUCAGAUGAGUUGGGAAAACUUGAUAGCUUUGCUGAAAGCGUCAUAAAGAAAAUAGCCCAGUACAUAGGAGAAGUUAUGGAGGACUCAAAAGAUAAAGUCCAGGAAAAUCUUCUGGCCAAUGGAGUUGACCUAAUUAGCUACUUGACACGGUUUGAGUGGGACAUGGCCAAAUACCCCAUAAAGCAGCCACUGAAGAAUAUAUCAGAAGCAUUAGCAAAGCAAGUGACUCAAAUAGAAACAGACCUGAAGACCCGAUCAGCUGCAUACAACAACAUUAAAGGAAAUUUGCAAAGCCUGGAGAAGAAAACUAUGGGAAAUCUGCUGACCCGGACCCUGGCAGACAUUGUGCACAAAGAAGACUUUGUUCUGAAUUCCGAGUAUCUUAUCACGCUGCUCGUCGUGGUGCCAAAGUCAAGCUACCUACAGUGGCAGAAGACCUAUGAAUCACUUUCAGAUAUGGUAGUACCUCGCUCCACCAAAAUGAUUGCUGAGGAUGCAGAGGGAGGACUCUUCACUGUGACCCUAUUUAGAAAAGUGAUGGAUGACUUUAAGGCUAAAGCCAGGGAGAACAGGUUCAUGGUUCGAGAAUUUUAUUAUGAUGAGAAGGAACUGAAGUGUGAAAAGGAAGAGCUGAUGAAAUUAGCUUCCGACAAGAAACAGCAAUAUGUAUGGCCUCCCUGUGAAUUUCCAAGCAAUGCUGCUGCAGCCAAACAGGAAGUCUGUGAAGCGCCUGAGAGAUGUCCUGAACAUGGUCUUCAAACACCUGGAUGAAGUUGCAGCAGCAAGUAUAAUGGAUCCUGGCAUGGACAUCCCUGGGUUACAACUGAGUAAUCAAGAAUACUACCCUUAUGUUUAUUUCAAGAUUGACCUCAGUCUUCUUGACUG